CCAUCCACCUAAAACCAGAAAUCUGAAAACGUAGCCUUUAAGUGAGAGGCAAAACAAUGAGAGCUCUCUAGUUUUCAGCUGUCUCGUGAUUCAACAAUUUCCCUUUUUCUUCCCAUUUCACCCUUUUCUCUUUCUCCUUAUUUACACUUCUUUGCCACUUUCCGCCAUUGUCGAUUUCCUCUUCUCUCCCAUGUCGCUUCACUUUUUCAGCUGCGAAGCUCAUUCUAGCUCUUUCUAACGCUGCGUUUAAGUCUCCCUUUCGAUCCGUGAGAGUAAAAUUUCUGAACAAGAAAGAUGAAUCGGAGCUUUAGGGCUCAACAAGAAACGGCAAUGCAAACGGCGGCGUUGAAACAACGGCAACAGUUACGAGCUUCGAUGAUGAAAGAUAAAGAGGAAGAGCUCGCAUUGUUUCUCGAGAUGCGGAAACGUGAGAAGGAACAAAGUAGUUUUCUUAAUCACUGCUCAGAAGACUUCGAUGCUCCUUUAGGAUCUAAACCUGGAACUUCUCCGAUAUUUAAUCUCUCGGCAUCGGCAACUGCUCCGGCGAGAAAGAUGGGAGGUGCUGCUGACGAUUUUCUUAAUUCUGAAUGUGAUAAAAAUGAUUAUGAAUGGCUUUUAACACCUCCUGGUACUCCACUUUUUCCUUCCUUGGAAUCACAAAAGACUGUAAUGAGUCAGAUUGGCGCUCCUAAGGCUAGCCCGACUGUGCUGAAAUCCAAGCUAGCAAAUCCCCAGGCUGAGUCUGCUGCCAGGAGCAACUUAUCACCAAAGCAACCUGCUUUGUCCCCUGGGUUGAAUUCUACAGGGAUUCGCAGGCCUUCAUCAUCAGGGGGUCCAGGUUCAAGACCUGCAACACCCACUGGGCGCCCUACAUUGACUGGAGCUUCUAAACCUACAAGAUCAUCAACGCCUACAUCUCGGGCCACAUUGACCUCAACAAGAUCCUCCAGUUCUGCAGCUAAGCCUGUAACAUCUACAGCAAAGCCUGCAAUAUCGGCAACUAAGUCUGCAACAAAACCUGUAGUGCACACAACUAAGCCCACAGUUUCUGCCGCCAAGAGUGCAUCUUCUGCUACUAAACCCACAGUUUCUGCAAGAUCUGCCACACCGACAAGGUCCACAGCAAGGUCUUCAACACCACCUGCAAGACCUUCUAUACCUUCAUCCAAACCUGUAUCAAGAGUAGCCACGCCAACUCGUCGUCCAUCAAGUGCUGCUAAUGUAUCUGCUCCUCCAAUCAAAUCAUCUCCGUCGGUUACAAAGCCAACUCCUUCAGUGUCCAGAAAUUCUGUACCAUCACGUGGUGGUGCCUCUCCGGUGGUAAAGUCUAGGCCAUGGAAGCCUUCUGAGAUGCCUGGUUUCUCACAUGACGCUCCACCAAAUUUAAGAACAACACUACCUGAUAGACCACUUUCAGCGACAAGAGGCAGGCCUGGAGCACCAAGUUCUCGAUCUUCUUCUGUUGAACCAGCUCCUGCUGGUAGACCAAGGCGACAAUCAUGCUCUCCUUCAAGAGGACGUCUCCCUAAUGGUUCUAUGCUGCAUGUUAGUGGGAGCUCCGUUCCUGCAAUAAGUCGUGGAUAUUCGAAAGUCAGUGACAACGUGAGCCCUGUUGUAAUUGGAAAUAAAAUGGUUGAGAGGGUAAUAAACAUGCGGAAACUGGUACCUCCCAAGCAAGAUGAUAAACAUUCUCCUCACGGUAACUUGUCUGUGAAGUCUUCAUCACCAGACAGUUCAGGCUUUGGAAGAACACUUUCAAAGAAGUCACUCGAUAUGGCUAUAAGGCAUAUGGAUAUAAGGCGACGCAUUCCUGGUAAUUUACGGCCAUUAAUGACAAAUAUUCCAGCAUCAUCUAUGUACAGUGUGAGAUCGGGUCCCACACGAAGCAGAAAUAUUAGUGUCUCCGAUUCCCCUCUUGCUACAAGCAGUAACGCUAGUUCUGAGCUUAGUGUCAACAACAAUGGCAUUUGUUUAGAUGGUAGUGAAAUAGAAGAUGAUAUUGGCAGCGAGAUAGGUGGUCGAUCCCCUGCCAGCAUGCAUGCCCGAUGAUGGUCAGGGUGUAAAGACCAUGAGGUAUGGCAAUACAUUAAUUGUUUUUAAUUCUACGAUAUUUGACAUUUGGCAGAGAACCAAUUCCCAGGAAGAACCACGAAUCGAAUCAUUAUUCUAAUAUCAAUGUAAAGCUAGUUAGAUUUGCUUACUGUUUUGUAAUUUGCAAUCAUUGUAUUAUUAGGGAAACCAAGGUAGAUGCUAGACAUCUUUCUUCUCCUAUUCCGAUUUCUAACACGGUGAGUUGUUAUGAAA
Gossypium arboreum is the source of this 2304-nucleotide messenger RNA. RefSeq lists its product as uncharacterized. Lineage: Eukaryota; Viridiplantae; Streptophyta; Magnoliopsida; Malvales; Malvaceae. The transcript is spliced from 5 exons. Bases 295 to 2049 code for a protein of 584 amino acids. The record is from RefSeq and is a predicted model, not a curated record. Gene Ontology annotation, biological process: cortical microtubule organization. Gene Ontology annotation, cellular component: cortical microtubule.